Neltuma alba is the source of this 1013-nucleotide messenger RNA. Its product is annotated as ethylene-responsive transcription factor RAP2-1-like. Gene Ontology annotation, molecular function: DNA binding; DNA-binding transcription factor activity. The record is from RefSeq and is a predicted model, not a curated record. Gene Ontology annotation, biological process: regulation of DNA-templated transcription. Lineage: Eukaryota; Viridiplantae; Streptophyta; Magnoliopsida; Fabales; Fabaceae. The transcript has a single exon. Bases 228 to 671 code for a protein of 147 amino acids.
GAAACAGAUUACCACCAAGUCUUUGCUUCCAUUUCGCCGCUCUUUUUAUCUUAUUAUAUAUACACACACAGAUACAAGAGAGAAAAUCCAUAUGUCCAUAUGGACGAGUGGGUAUCAAUAUUAUACCUCAGAAGUAUAGCUUAAUUAGUUGUCACCGCAAUAAGUGAGGGGGUAGGGUGCGUCGGAGACGGAGGAAAGAGAGUAUUGCAGAAGGAAAACGAUCGAAGAUGAGAAGCAGGGCGGAGAAGCGCAAGCAAGAUGAAUCAAGACAGAAACCGUACAGAGGGAUUAGGAUGAGGAAGUGGGGCAAGUGGGUGGCGGAGAUUAGGGAACCCAACAAGAGGUCGAGGCUAUGGUUGGGGUCAUACACCACCCCGGUGGCCGCCGCUCGCGCUUACGACACCGCCGUUUUCUAUCUCAGAGGCCCUUCGGCUCGCCUCAACUUCCCCGAAUUGUUAUUCCAAGACGACGGCGACGACCACCGCCUCGUCGUCCAGGGCCACAUGUCCCCCGAUUCCAUUCGCAAAAGGGCCACCGAAGUCGGCGCCAGAGUUGACGCUCUCCAAGCCGCUCUUCAUCACCCAAAUUCUCGUAUCCCAAACCCUUCCGACGACAAGCCCGACUUGAAUGAGUUCCCCAGACCAGAAGAUCUUGUUGAGGAUUACAAUUAGAUUAAGAUAUACUUAUGUUGCCGAUUCAAUCAUCGGGUCCCUUAAUAUUCACAUCUUUUACUUUUUGUCUCCUCUCUGAUAAUUAUCUUGUGAUGUCGCCUAUGGUGAAUCUAAGUUCUAGGCGUUUCGGCUUCUUCCACUUAAUUUGUAAAGAAGGGAUAUAGUUAGCAAAAUCUAGACGGCAGGAAUACCCGCCGGUACGGGAAUCAAACAUAUGUCUGUAUGUCUGAGAGGAGGCCGUGUAGUUUUAAUUUUCUGAUAAGCUUGAACAAGGUCGGUGAGUUCUGUAAGCCAGAACAGUUAGUGGUCAAAGUGAUCGAGCCAACUUGUUUAAUUACCGAA